This is a messenger RNA of Salvelinus namaycush (lake trout), 1470 nucleotides long. It is a transcript of the gene cyp19a1b, whose product is annotated as brain aromatase. Bases 1 to 1470 code for a protein of 489 amino acids. Gene Ontology annotation, molecular function: heme binding; oxidoreductase activity, acting on paired donors, with incorporation or reduction of molecular oxygen; iron ion binding. The transcript has 9 exons. The record is from RefSeq and is a predicted model, not a curated record. Lineage: Eukaryota; Metazoa; Chordata; Actinopteri; Salmoniformes; Salmonidae.
AUGGCUACCAGUAUAGUGGAUGACACUAGCGUGUCUGGAACCCUGCUGCUGCUGCUGCUCUGUCUCCUGCUCAUCACGACCCGGUGCCUCACUAACGCCUCACACAUACCAGGUCCUUUCUUCUGGGCUGGUCUGGGUCCAAUCAUGUCCUACUCUAGGUUCAUCUGGAGCGGGAUAGGAACAGCCUGUAACUACUACAACAAGAGAUAUGGGAGUAUGGUUCGGGUCUGGAUCAACGGAGAAGAGACUCUCAUUCUUAGCAAGUCCUCUGCUGUCUACCAUGUCCUGAAGAGUGCCCACUACACAGCCCGGUUUGCCAGUAAACAGGGACUGCAGUGUAUCGGGAUGGACGGGAGAGGUAUCAUCUUCAACAGCGACAUCCCACUCUGGAAAAAAGUGAGGACAUAUUUUGCGAAAGCUCUGACAGGACCUGGUCUGCAGCGGACAGUAGGGAUCUGUGUGAGUGCUACAGACAGACACCUGGAGCGUCUGCAGGAGAUGACUGACCCCUCCGGACACGUAGAUGUUCUCAACCUGCUGAGAUGCAUCGUAGUGGACAUUUCUAACAAACUGUUCCUCCGGGUGCCUCUCAACGAGAAAGAGCUGCUAUUGAAGAUUCAACACUACUUUGACACCUGGCAAACGGUUCUGAUCAAGCCUGAUAUCUUCUUCAAAUGUGGAUGGAUGUACCAGAGGCACCAAAAAGCAGCCAAGGAUCUACAGGAUGUGAUGGAAAGCCUUAUUGAAACCAAAAGAAGAAUUAUCAGUGAAUCUGAAAAACUGGAUGAUGAUAUUGACUUCACCUCAGAACUCAUCUUUGCCCAGAACCAUGGAGAGCUGUCGGCGGACGACGUGAGACAGUGUGUGUUGGAGAUGGUGAUAGCAGCCCCAGACACUCUGUCCAUCAGUCUGUUCUUCAUGCUCAUGCUGCUGAAGCAGAACCCUGAGGUGGAGAUGAGGAUUGUAGAGGAGAUCAGCACUCUCAUAGGAGAGAAGGAUGUCAUGACAGUUGACUUCCAGAACUUCAGAGUGCUGGAGAGUUUUAUCAAUGAGUCCAUGAGGUUCCAUCCUGUGGUAGACUUCACCAUGAGGAAGGCGCUGGAAGAUGACGUCAUUGAUGGGACUAAGGUUUCCAAGGGAACCAACAUCAUCCUCAACAUAGGGCUCAUGCACAAAACUGAGUUCUUCCCCAAACCCAACGAAUUCAGCUUGGAGAACUUUGAUAAAACUGUGCCCAGUCGUUUCUUCCAGCCGUUCGGCUGUGGCCCCCGCUCCUGUGUGGGUAAACACAUCGCCAUGAUGAUGAUGAAGGCUGUCCUGGUGACGCUGUUGGCGCGGUACACGGUGUGUCCUCGUCAUGGCAACACACUGAGCAGCAUCAGGCAGACAAACAACCUGUCACAGCAACCCGUGGAGGAUGAACACAGUCUGGCAAUGAGGUUCAUACCAAGACAGAUGACCACAACCUAA